Messenger RNA from Ostrea edulis (European flat oyster), 2009 nucleotides. RefSeq names its product histamine H3 receptor-like. Gene Ontology annotation, cellular component: membrane; synapse; dendrite. Bases 442 to 1479 code for a protein of 345 amino acids. Lineage: Eukaryota; Metazoa; Mollusca; Bivalvia; Ostreida; Ostreidae. The transcript has 5 exons. The record is from RefSeq and is a predicted model, not a curated record. Gene Ontology annotation, molecular function: G protein-coupled serotonin receptor activity; G protein-coupled acetylcholine receptor activity. Gene Ontology annotation, biological process: adenylate cyclase-inhibiting G protein-coupled acetylcholine receptor signaling pathway; chemical synaptic transmission; G protein-coupled receptor signaling pathway, coupled to cyclic nucleotide second messenger.
AUACUGAUUUACUAAAGGUGACCAUAUGGAUAUGAUGAUCAGAUAGAAGAAAAUUUCAACUGAUGAUCUUAUGGCAGGACCUCUAUUUUACAAAAAGAUGUAUCUAUUCAGAAAAGAAUUAUGAAUCUUCAAAGAUGAUUUCUCUGUAAGAAGAUCUUCAGCGGGGAAUUCUCCUACAAAUAGGAAGCAUGUCGUGUCAGAAGUACUGGUGCUGGAAUUCUCCCACAAAUAGGAAGUAUGUCGUGUCAGGAGUACUGGUGCUGGAAUUCUCCCACAAAUAGGAAGUAUGUCGUGUCAGGAGUACUGGUGCUGGAAUUCUCCCACAAAUAGGAAGUAUGUCGUGUCAGGAGUACUGGUGCUGGAUUUAGAGGAACUGAGCGGAACUUCGCUAUCUCCGAUUAACAUCGGCUUCACACAGGAUCUAGAUCUGGUUGAUAAAUCAUGGCCAGUAACGCAUCUGUAGCUCAGCCCAUCACGAGUAAUGUGACGUCAGAGGAGGACGAGGAUUUCCCUUUGAGUGUGGUUGUUCCCUGUGGAAUCAUCAUCGCGAUCCUUACGUUCUUUGCAAUAUUCGGUAAUGUGAUGACGAUUGCGGCAUUCGUCAAAGACAAAGGUCUGAGAAGCGUGUACAAUAUGUAUCUCGUUAAUCUGGCUGUAACAGAUCUGAUGCUUGGACUCAUAAGCAUGCCUUUUUACGCAGUGUAUACCCUCAAAACCUAUUCGUGGCCAUUUGGUUACCAUUUUUGCAAAACUUACAUGGUGAUAGACUUUGCGUUGUGUCUGGAGUCUAUUCUUACAAUUAUAAUCAUCAGUUUAGAUCGCUUAUUACUUCUCAAAUAUGGUCCCCUUUACCACCAGAAGGAAACGUCAAAGGUAGCAAUCGUGAAGAUUUCUUUGUCCUGGAUCGUGGCUGGUUCCCUGUACACGCCGGCAAUAAUCGGCUGGGACCUUUGGACCGGAGAAGACGCAGUGGAGCAGGGAGACUGUGAUGUUCAGUUUGCUCUCGACCUUGCUUUUACAACAUCAACAGCUGUCAUUGAAUUUGUCAUACCUUUCAUAGCAAUAGGUGUCCUCAACUUGCUUAUAUAUCUUGAUAUCAGAAAACGACAAUUGGUGUCUCCUGCAUCAAAAGGUAAAACAUCCUUGAACAACACAGACAUUGUCAGGACCCGGAAGGACGUGAAAGCGGCCCGUUUUUUGGCAAUGUUGGUAAUCGUGUUUGGGGUAACGUGGGGACCGUACACCAUGACGACCAUUAUCAUCUCGUUUUGUGAAUCAUGUGUCAACAUAGACUUGUAUGAAGCCCUCAAUUGGUUGUUGUGGUCAAAAGCAUCGUUAAAUCCUUUUCUAUAUGCUUACAACAGUGCCCGCUUUCUUAAGAAUUUCAAGGCGAUGAUGUUUUGUGAAAGAAAACGAGCGAAUACUGAUACCGAUUUUAACACAGUUUCAAAUGUUAAGACAGACGAGCACGCAGCAUAAAGGGGUUUCAUUCUAAAUGUGGUACAUCAAAUUAACUCCACAUCCCAAAUAUACACGUACAACGUUACAACCCACCUUAAAGCAUCUUUGAAUCUUCUUGUCGACGCAUAUGUUGAAUCAAGCUGAUCUGGGUAACAUUUUCUUAACCAGUUCUUAAUGGCAAUGCUAGUAUUAGUAGUUUAGUCAGACUCCGAUUUUGAGCAAACAGGAAAGAAUGGCAUAUUUGAUGCAGUGUUUUUAAUCACAAAAUGGAAUGUUCAAACUGCUCAUUAAUGGAAAAACAUGUUUAUUGGUGAUACCGGUAUAAAAAAAAAUCUGCAGUUAUCAAAAUAGAAAUCUAGAAUGAUGAUAUGCAUUUGAUAAGGUAAUUUUAUCUUCACAGCUAAAUGAUAAAUGCACAAUGCAUGCAUAACAGAAGGUGAAAUCCCAAUUUAAAGAGAAAACCGUAUGGGUUAUUAUUGUUCUUUGACUACACUGGUUCAAAGAUUGUUUUUCUUCAAUCGUUUAAAUAAACACAUGGUCCAGCUGUA